Messenger RNA from Tripterygium wilfordii, 4049 nucleotides. RefSeq names its product trehalose-phosphate phosphatase A-like. The transcript has 16 exons. Gene Ontology annotation, molecular function: trehalose-phosphatase activity. Gene Ontology annotation, biological process: trehalose biosynthetic process. Bases 469 to 1626 code for a protein of 385 amino acids. The record is from RefSeq and is a predicted model, not a curated record. NCBI's taxonomy places the organism in Eukaryota, Viridiplantae, Streptophyta, Magnoliopsida, Celastrales, Celastraceae.
UCUGCGAUUCCUUGUGCUAUCCGUUUCUUAGGUAUUAUUAUAUAACCGUUGAUAUCCUCUCUUUUUGUCCGUUGUGUUGUCUACACUCUACCGACGCGUUUGGUUGCUGAGAAACAGCGGGAAAAGCGACAUUGAAAUAGUAGCUCUUGAAGGGAGCGGCGAGAGCAUCUGCAUUCAUUCACGCCAUCGGCUUGUAAAUUAGAAGGGUGGAUAGUUUGUUUGAGAUCUGAAGGUUGCAUACAGCAGCUAGGGAAAUGAGAAGGUUCUGUGUCUAGGAAUCUUCUGCUUGAUGGACUGCUUGCCAAAUAGCAAUGACAAAAAACUCUAAAGAGGUGGUUCUUCAUUGACAAAAGAGUUGGCUGAAGAGGAAACAUAUAUUUGAUCUUGAAACCGUCAAGUGCAUUGCCUUUGUCUGCUGUUAAAUUUUCCUUAGUUCGCCACCAAAAACUGUAGUUGAAUCUGGAUCCCAUGGAACUGAAACCAAAUAACUCGGCUCCUGUUCUCACUGACUCUGCACCCAUAAGCAAGUGGAGACUAAGUGGAUGUUCUGGUCUCUUUGCAUACCCAGCCCAAGGAGCAUCUUUUUCCUCGAAUUUAUUCCUAACCAUUCCUAGAAAGAAAACAGGAGUACUUGAUGAUGUUCGUUCAAGCAGUUGGUUGGAUGCCAUGAAAUCUUCAUCUCCUCCUCAUAAGAAGUUUACUAAGGCCAUUAAUAAUGAGUUUGCCUCAUCUGAUACCGAUUAUGCUUACAGAACCUGGAUGCUUAAGCAUCCAUCAGCACUUAUAUCUUUUGAAAAGAUUGCAAAUCACGCAAAAGAAAAGAAAAUAGUAUUGUUCCUAGAUUAUGAUGGGACGCUUUCACCAAUUGUGGACAACCCUGAUCGUGCCUUCAUGUCUAAUGCUAUGAGGCAUGCUGUAAAAAUGGUCGCAAAAUAUUUCCCAACAGCAAUAAUUAGUGGAAGAAGCCUGGACAAGGUAUAUGAGUUUAUUGGACUAACUGAACUCUACUAUGCGGGAAGCCACGGGAUGGACAUCAUGGGCCCUGUUCGACGAUAUACACCCGAUGACCACCAACCCCAUGUCUGGGCUACUGAUCGGCAGGGAAAGGAAGUCAAUUUGUUCCAGCCUGCUAGUGCAUUUUUGCCUAUGAUUGAUGAGGUUUCUAGGUCUCUUGUUGAGUGUACCAAAGAUAUUAAAGGAGCAAAAGUUGAAAACAAUAAGUUUUGCGUCUCUGUACAUUACCGUAAUGUAGAUGAAAAGAGUUGGACAAUGGUUGCUCAAUGUGUACAUGAUGUCAUAAAGGACUUCCCACUUCUUCGAUUGACUCAUGGGCGGAAGGUUUUAGAGGUACGUCCUGUGAUCGAUUGGGACAAGGGGAAAGCUGUCACAUUUCUGCUCGAGUGUUUAGGGUUAAGCAAUUGCAAUGAUGUGCUCCCGAUAUAUGUUGGCGAUGACCGGACAGAUGAAGAUGCAUUUAAGGUCUUGAGAGAGGGGAACCAUGGAUAUGGCAUUUUAGUGUCAUCUGUGCCGAAGGAGAGCAACGCUUGUUACUCUCUCAGGGACCCAUCAGAGGUCUUGAAGUUCCUCAAGUCUCUGGUAGCAUGGAAGAAAUCGAGUGCAUUAUAAAGAUAAUCGACGCAACUUAAAGAAGGCAUAGAAACCGAUUAUGAAAGCCUACAAUUCUGAAGUUCAUUCAAAAUAUACCACUCUUUUGGACCAGAGUUUCAGUCGUCUUCAUCAGAGCCAGUUGGGUUGUCAGCGGACGGUUGUGACGAAAGAUUGUUCUCUCAAUUGUAAAUUCGUUGAUUGUUCAAGUAAUCCAAUGUCCAGAACACCUUCAUGCCCUCAUCAAUCCGCCGUUCUUCAUUUUUUAAUAUCUUUAUGAUGUUUCUUCAGUUUUGGUCAUUAGCGUUCCCAAUAGGGGAUAUGUAUAAAUACUUGGAUUUUAUUUUUUUUGUUGAUUCUUUCAAUGAUAUAUAGAGGCAUAUGCUUGUAUCUUGCUCUUGAUCCAUACAUAAUUUGAUAUCCUUGCAGAGAUGCAAGCAUUUUACCAGAAUACUGACAUAUCUGAGUCAGUUUUGGAUCUUGCGCUAGCUCUCUAAGCCCUGAACCCAUUCCAAACAGAAUCAUAACUGGAAAAGAAACGAGGCCAGAGAGAGAGAGAGAGGAGAAUCAUGAACAGCCUCAUCAUAAAUGGGCUUGAGCCUCGCAGGGGCUACAAAGCACCGCUCGAGACGUGACAAUUACAAUUACAAUUACAGUAAUACACUACUCUUUCUAUAAACUCGGAUUUGCUGUGUGUCUCCCUCACGCCUCCUCGCCUUCUCCCCCGCCCUCUCUCUCUCUACACACACACGCUCACACACAUAUUAUCUCCUCUCUUCCAAUCAAACGAUCCUUCUUACCUCAGAGCAGCAGCAACAGACGUAAGCCUCAUUGGAACUCUCGUUACGUACUUCAGCACGCCGAGACACGGAAAGUGUGAUCUGCAGGACCGCCUCCAACCUCCGAUUCUGUAAUAUCGUCAAAUUUUGGCAUUCGGAUGUAUCCAGGGCACGCAAUUUUCACUUUCCUGCCGGAGCAUUGUCGAUCGGAGCGAUUACCAGAUUCACCGUUUGAAUACUUCCAAGGGCUUAGUUCCGUUGACGAGGCCAUUGAAAGGACGCACAAUUUUCACCCUCGCGCCAGAGCGUUGUCCAUCGGAGAGAUUAUCAGAUUUACCGUUUGAAGACUCCCAAGGGCUUCGUUUCGUUGACGAUUCCUUUGAAAGGAUCAGAUCUGGCGAACUGGUUAAUCACAUAGAUGGAAUGGCUUAUUCUGCUUAAAUUGUUCCAGCCAAGGAUUAAAUUUCAGGUGGCUUCGCUUUUUAUGUAGUCUUGACUCUCGAUCAGUACUUCUGUCUGUGUGACAUGUACAUAUUUAUUUUUAACUUAUGAUUGAUAUAACAUGCAUUCCAAUGUAUCUAAAUGGCUUUUUGGAUGUCCUGUCAUUUGGCAGAAAAGUCUGUGAGGGGUUGAUGGGCUGUGAUUUCUUUGCAUGAAUAUAAAGUAUAAUUAGAUUAAACUGAGGCUGGACAAAAUUUAUUGAAGCAAGGCUAUAUUGUCCUGUCACUUAAAUUAAUUUUUAAGCCAGUUAUUGCAUAGUUAGUAAGAGAGUCCAACAACUCAAUAUCCUUGAACAAGAAGUUCUUUAUGAUUGUUACCCUUCUUCAUGAAAGUGAAAACCAAAUGAAUAUUGUGAUCAACAUUUGGGCUUACCACUAGACAAUUAACAUAUGGGAUUGAACAUCCGCUGUGAUACUUAAUUGCCUUUGAUUGAAAGAGCACGAGGUACCUAAUUGCAUAUACUAAGUUGUGCUUAGUUUGUACUUUGUAGCUCAAAGCAAGUUCGUAUGAGAAUUGUUCCUACAAUGUUGAAUUCCAAUUCAAUUUCUUCCCGAAAUCUUUGUGGUUUUUGCUGGUUUUCUUUUGGGAAUUUCUAAUAACACUUAAUUAUGUGAAGUUUCAAUAUGUAUUUUCUGGCAUUCAAUUCAUCAAUUUGAUGUCUUAAGUUGUUUCUACUUUCUAAUUUUUAGAGCCUGUUUUUAAAAAUUUUUGCUCAUCUAUGUACUAAUUAAUGGAUUCUCAUUAGUCUACUAAAAAUCAUUUUGGCAUAUUUAAUUGAUAUCGUAUGAUGUGGUGAACUUACCCAAAAAAAAAGUGAUGAUGUGAAAAAACCGGAGUAAGAUGGUAAUUUCCUUAAUAAGGAAGCUCACGGGGUUGAACCACUCUCUACACAUCAACUUUGAAAAUAAUGGAAUUUAUUCACUGGUAUUUCACUUUUUAUUAUUGACUUUGUUUGGCCUUAGGAUGAUUGGACUCUUGCCAUCCUUCAGAAAAUUUCCUCUCACUUUUUGCGCUUUCAGUGAAACUUCAUUGAGUAAAUAAAUUAAAUGUGGUCACUGGCCAUAUUUAGGCUUAGUGGGAAUAAGUAUAUACUCCUGCUUUAUAAUUUAGGUUUUCUGUAUUGUUUCCAUACACAAUCAAUAUAUGCUGUUCCAUUUGUAAGUA